Molecule: messenger RNA, 996 nt
Organism: Alternaria arbusti
Lineage: Eukaryota; Fungi; Ascomycota; Dothideomycetes; Pleosporales; Pleosporaceae
Exons: 3
Coding region: 1-996 (331 amino acids)
Biological process (GO): positive regulation of transcription by RNA polymerase II
Cellular component (GO): nucleus
Molecular function (GO): DNA-binding transcription factor activity; transcription cis-regulatory region binding
Source: RefSeq, a predicted model, not a curated record
AUGGCUAAGCAAAAUAGUACCUUGAUGAACGCCAUUCUUGCGCUAUCUGCUCGUCAGCUUAGUCGAACCACCGACUUCGACCCUUACAUCGCAGAUGCCUACUAUCAGCGAUGCUUUGACACGCUGAUUCCAGCGCUGAACGACAACGUCACCAUCAAAGAAGAGCCGUUACUUGCUGCAACCGUCAUCUUGCGACUCUUGGAAGAGAUGAACAUCUCGAUUAUCGGCUCCGACCCCCAGGGCCAUUUGUUCGGCACCCAGGCUAUAAUCCGUGCUGCUGAACAAUCAUACGCUGCAACAUCUGGACCUGAUCGGCGGCAGGCUAUCUACUGGGCUGCUUUUCGUCAGGAACUGUGGAUCUCACUCAUGACGCAACGCGCGUUUAAAUUACACAUCUUCCCCGCUGAUCGCUCACUCGAGCCGGCUAACGACUCCAUCUGGGCUACACGAACGAUUGCUCACCUCGGCGACGUGAGCAACUUCGUCUUUGGGGAAGGUAGAAACAGCAUUGCUCGCUACAACCAACUGAUGGACGAGAACAGAUCCUGGACACAGUGUAGGCCUGACAGCUUCGACCCAUACUAUUUCCGGCAAGAUCGAGACGGUAGCGGGAGAAACUUCCCGGACAUUCGUUUCCACCAAAAGACCCACGUUAUGGGCACCCAGUAUAACCUCUUAGCUCAUAUGCUGCUGAUUGUACAUGAUCCGACGAUUCCGCAACUUGGACCAGCACACAAAGCAUCACGCGCUAUUGUGGAUAGAGCCGUGCAAGACAACGUCCGCACACUAUGCGGAGUGGCCCAAUCGAACUCCAAAUGGUUUCCUUGCAAGUUUGUUGCCUGCUUCGCGAUCGCAUUAGUCGGCGAUCGCUUCACGCUUCGUGAGGAUCAAGAACAGCUUCGCGAUCUAUGGUAUGCCUGUGAACGAUCGCAUGGCUUUCCUCCCACAGCGGCCAUUAACCAACUCGAAGAGUCGUGGGGUUGGCACAACUCUUGA